Messenger RNA from Metarhizium album ARSEF 1941, 522 nucleotides. Its product is annotated as UPF0041 domain protein. Gene Ontology annotation, cellular component: mitochondrial inner membrane. NCBI's taxonomy places the organism in Eukaryota, Fungi, Ascomycota, Sordariomycetes, Hypocreales, Clavicipitaceae. The record is from RefSeq and is a predicted model, not a curated record. Gene Ontology annotation, molecular function: pyruvate transmembrane transporter activity. Gene Ontology annotation, biological process: pyruvate import into mitochondria. Bases 1 to 522 code for a protein of 173 amino acids. The transcript has 4 exons.
AUGGUCGUCGCCAGCACAAUCAUGCGCGCCUCGCGCCCGGCCUUCCGACAAGGCGCCUUCUCCGCACAGGCUUCCCAGGCCUUCCGCGCCCAGCGAUUCCGCUUCCGCGAGAGCAGCAGGAGAUGGCAGAGCACGGCCGACGGUGCCCAGCAGCAGCAGCAGCACCAGAGCUGGUUCAAGCGCGCGUGGGAGAGCGAGGUCGGCAUCAAGACGGUGCACUUCUGGGCCCCCGUCAUGAAGUGGGCUCUCGUGCUCGCCGGUAUUUCCGACUUUGCCCGCCCCGCCGAGAAGCUCUCGUUCACGCAGAACUUUGCCCUGACGUGCACCGGUCUGAUCUGGACGCGGUGGUGCCUGAUCAUCAAGCCCAAGAACUACCUCCUCGCUGCCGUCAACUUCUUCCUCGGCCUCGUCGGCAUCGUCCAAGUCACCCGCAUCGCCAUGUACGAAUCCGCCAAGAAAAAGGGCCUCUCACAAGUCGUCGACGACGUCAAGAAAGACGUCAAGGACCAGGUUAAAGCCUAA